AUGGCUGAUCAUGCCAACGCCAUUUAUGCGCACGUGAGGAGAUCAAGCGAAAGUGUCCAAGACCAGAUCAAUAACAUAGCAUACGUCAAGACAUUGGCACCAUUCGAGAUCCAUCCUACUUCCAUUGAUAUCUGGUGUAAUUAUCGACAAAUGUUACACCUCAUUGUGAAACACACUAUGUUACCGUGUCGAACAGAACUGGUAUUCGUGGAACACUUGGCGCAUAUUUUCGAUGCUCAUGUGUACCAUCCCUUUCUCUUGAGUACUCACAUGGAACGUCGGCUGUGCUACGUGGAAACCGCAGUGAACCUCGCAUACGAUGCUAUUAUGACUCUCCUUCACAAGUAUAGGUUGUGGUGCAAGGCAAUGAAAGAUGUCAAGCAGAAUCAUUUACAACCAGUUCUACACCGCAUACAGAAUUCUCCAGACAUUCUGCAGUCAAUCAGAGAACUUGAAGCCCAACAGGAAGCAGCCAAAGCUGUAAUGAGAAGAGAGCAUACCCCGGGCACUCAACCUCUUGAUGCAAGAGCAAGACUCGCUCUUGAGCAGACGAGCCGAAGCAAGCAAAUCCCAGCAAAGACGAAGACCAAAUUCAGACGAGAGCAGACUAUAUGA
Messenger RNA from Exophiala bonariae, 615 nucleotides. RefSeq lists its product as uncharacterized. Lineage: Eukaryota; Fungi; Ascomycota; Eurotiomycetes; Chaetothyriales; Herpotrichiellaceae. The transcript has 2 exons. The record is from RefSeq and is a predicted model, not a curated record. Bases 1 to 615 code for a protein of 204 amino acids.